GUGUGUCUGGUGUUGAUAAAGAUGAAGUGUCAUUGAUGGAAGAAGAUUCAAUCACUCUACACACUGGUGUUAAAACAAACCAACAAGAAAAAAUUAAAUGGUAUUUUAAUGACAUUCGAAUAGCUCAAAUCAGUGUAGACCAGAGUAAGAUCUGUACAGAUGUUCAGUGUAAAAAAGGUGAUGAGAGAUUCAGAGGCAGGUUGAAGCUGGACAAACAGACUGGAUCUCUGACCAUCAUAAACAUCAGGACCUCAGAUGCUGGACUUUAUAGACUACAGAUCAUCAACAGCAGAAGCAGCAACAUGAAGAGAUUCAGUGUUGCUGUCGCUAAUUCAUCUGGUGUUGGUACAGAUGAGGUGUCAGCAUAUGUGAUGGAGGGAGAUUCAAUCAUUCUAAAUACUAAUGUUAAAACAAACCUACAAGAAAGGAUUAAAUGGUUUUUUAAAGACAUCCGCAUAGCUCGAAUCAAUGGAGAUCUCAGUAAGGUCUGUACAGAUGACCAGUGUAAUAAAGGUGCUGAGAGAUUCAGAGACCGACUGAAGCUGGACAAUCAGACUGGAUCUCUGACCAUCAUGAACAUCAGCACCACAGACUCAGGACUUUAUGAACUAGAGAUCAUCAGUGACAGAAUCAGCAUCAUGAAGCACUUCAGUGUUGUUGUUCAAGGAGUUUCUGCUGCUGAUCGAGAUAAAAUGAGAAGAAAGUCAGUGAAGGAGGGAGAAUCUGUCACUUUAGAAUUUGGUGAAAUAAAAAAAACAAAUCAUUCGAUGGCGUGGUAUUUUAAUGACACUCUCAUCGCUGAAAUCAGUGAAGAUUCAAGUGAAAUCUGUACAGAUGAUGAGUGUAAAGAGAGAUUUAGAGACAGACUGAAGCUGGAUCAUCAGACUGGAUCUCUGACCAUCACAAACACCAGAACCACAGACUCGGGACUUUAUCAACUACGAAUCAGCAGAAUCAGAUUCACCAUCAUUAGAAGCUUCAUUGUUAAUGUCACUGCUGUUCUAGCAGGAAUAUAUGCUCCUGUUGCU
Messenger RNA from Sinocyclocheilus grahami, 1028 nucleotides. RefSeq lists its product as uncharacterized. The transcript is spliced from 4 exons. The record is from RefSeq and is a predicted model, not a curated record. NCBI's taxonomy places the organism in Eukaryota, Metazoa, Chordata, Actinopteri, Cypriniformes, Cyprinidae. The annotation marks the transcript as partial.